UAAUGAGACGUCUGUAAACCAUUUGGUGUGUUCAAGAAAGGAUUUCCUCAUACAAUGCUGUGCAGCCACGACCGGGGUGUAAGAUUCACAUCUGCUUUUGGCCAAGUCCUCGCCGCGACACAGCACUUUGGUGUUUCACCAGCAGUACAUGAAAACAGCCCUAACGUCGCCUUUAAAAGUGUUUUUGUGAUGGACCUUAGAGGGGCUAGCUUGAUACUAUGUCUCCUUCUUCUGGUGAGUCCCGCUCUUCAGCAGACCCCUGCAAGUGCAAAGAAGAAGAACGCAAGGAAAGAGGCUGCAAACAAUGCUGUGAUCGAGAAGAUGCAGAAGCAGAUUGAUGAUAUUUUAGAAGAGCUGAAUCUACUGAAAGAACAUCAAGCAUUACAAACAGUUUGCUUGCGAGGCACAAAGGUCCUGGGCAAGUGUUUCCUGGCGGAUCCUGUGAAGAAGAACUACCAUGCAGCCAGUGAAGACUGCGUCGCCAAGGGGGGCAGCCUGGGCACCCCUGUGACCGGGGAUGAAAACGACCGGCUCUAUGAGUACGUGCUCCGGAGCAUCGGCCAAGAGGAGCACGUCUGGUUAGGGAUCAAUGAUAUGAUCACCGAGGGCCAGUGGGUGGACCAAUCAGGGCAGGGUGUGCGCUUCAAGAAUUGGGAGACGGUCAUCACGCUGCAGCCGGACGGUGGGCGGGGCCAGAACUGUGCCAUCAUGUCCACCUCGGCCAACGGGAAAUGGUUUGACGAAAACUGCCGUGCUGAAAAAGUCUCCGUGUGUGAGUUUAAUAUUGUUUAACGAGGACUGCCCCUGUUGUCCUUUUGAAAAACAUGAAGCAUGUUUAAGUGUGAACCGAUAUUCAUAGGAAGUUGUAACCUGCACCUGUACUCAUUUCUAAAACCUAAUUAAAUGACGUAGCUUGUCAGGAAUGCAGGACUGAGAAAGCUAAAAACAUUGUCCUGUUGCCUCACAACUGUAGUCUUAAGUCCCGCGAUACUGUGUCAUAUAGCCUACUAAUAAACACAUC
Molecule: messenger RNA, 1021 nt
Organism: Gadus chalcogrammus (walleye pollock)
Lineage: Eukaryota; Metazoa; Chordata; Actinopteri; Gadiformes; Gadidae
Gene: clec3ba
Product: C-type lectin domain family 3, member Ba
Exons: 3
Coding region: 55-792 (245 amino acids)
Source: RefSeq, a predicted model, not a curated record